AAAAUCAAUCCUAAUUCUAAUUGCUUUAGAAAUUUUUGCUUUUGUUGCCAGCAUUUAAAUGCAUCAGAAAGUGUUAUUCAUUGUUUUGCACCGGAUAUAGCUUGCAGUAUGGGCUGGUAUGGGAUGCGUAAUGCGCAGAGAAGAGCAGGGCGCAGAGCAGACUUCAGGCGCAGCUCCAGGCUUCAUUUGCACGGCUGUUUCUCAACAAACAAAAUAGCUUGAUAAUGGUGAGUCAUUCCGAUUAAACAUGAAUUAUUCAUUAAUCUUUUCAAAUUAGGAACUGCGACAUAGUGUAAACGGACCAUUGGAGACGAGGAUAAACGUGGACCUAAUCUUUGUUUCCAUACUAGAAUGUUCAUGGUUCUACUUUUAUUACUUGGGUCUACUUUAAUUUCUUGCAGGAGCCUCAUUUCAUUCGAAAUGUUUGUUGUAUUUUCUGUGUCCAACAUUACAUUCUUAUGUCCUAUGAUGGCUUGUCUUGUGCCUCGCGCGGCUCUUAAUUCGUACGAGAUCUCGCAGGCUACCUCGCAUCCCGGGCCUUAUAAGGUUAAGACAAGAACCAUAUCUCCCAAACCUCAGUCUCACUCCGACGGGGUGUCUCACGCGGAUGUGAAAGAAGAGGCUGCUCUUCUGGCCAGUGCUUCAGAAACUAGGUCUUUGUGCUCACCUCAGUCCGUGGGUUCCCCGACGCUACUUCCAUCCACGCGUAAGAACCAGUGUGCCAACUGCGGCACAGUGAUCCAAGACAGAUAUCUUUUAAAGGUGAACAAUUUGAAUUGGCACGUGGGUUGCCUGGAGUGUUCUGUCUGCAGGACGUCAUUACGUCAGCACAGCAGCUGCUUCAUAAAAAACAAAGAAAUAUUUUGCAAAUUGGAUUAUUUCAGUAGGUUUGGCAGCAAGUGUGGGCAGUGUGGGCGUCAGGUGCAUGCCAGUGACUGGGUGCGGCGGGCGCGCGGCAGUGUUUACCACUUGGCCUGCUUUGCUUGCUACUCCUGUAAGAGACAACUGUCCACCGGGGAGGAGUUUGGUCUGGUGGAAGGCAGGGUGCUUUGUCGAGCCCACUACGACACCAUGGUGGAAAACCUCCAGAGAGCUGCCGAGAACGGGACCGGCCUCACUUUAGAAGGAGCCUUACCAUGUGAUCAGGACGGUCAACCCAAACCGGCCAAGAGAGCACGCACCUCCUUUAACGCUGAGCAACUACAGGUGAUGCAGUCUCAAUUUAACCAAGACAACAAUCCGGAUGCCCAAGCCUUACAGAAGCUGGCAGACAUGACGGGACUGAGCAGGAGGGUCAUACAAGUUUGGUUUCAAAACUGCAGAGCGAGACAUAAAAAGCACCCUCCAGCCCAGCACAACGGUUUGCUCCAGGGUGCCCCACUCCAGGGUGUCCCACACCCCCACUCCAGAAUCCCUCCCUCACUGACAGACAACCUCUACUCCCCCUUCAGCAGCCCUGACAGACAGCACAUGCUGUCUCUGCAUGGAUACAUAGACAGUCAUCCCUUUUCAAUGUUGUCUGCCCCCAAUGGCCUCGCCCACCCAGGGAUGGCCGUACCACAGUUACCCAUCAGCCGCUAACAAACGCCCCGAGACCACUUACACCACAAGCCUUGUCUCUUGUGGAACUGUUCACCCUGAAACUGGGAGAACAAUACAAAAUGUGUCUAUUCUGAUCGUAACAAAAGGACUGCUGCGCUUUCCGUCGUCUACAAAACUGGAGAUGUCCCAUUGUCACGGACGGAAUGUUUUAGAACGGCAGCAAGACUUUACAUCUUCAGUGGAAAUACACCCCAGUCCAGUCUAAAUGUGGUCCUCAGGGCCAGAUUAGACUACUCAUCCACUGACAGGGAACAUGUUGGAUCCUCAAGACCUGGAAGGAAAAGCAGACACAUCCAACAGGAACACAUUUUAAUUGCAUUGUGGAUCAUGGUUUUUCGUCAUCUUUUUAUGCAUCAAUUUAAAUAUUGAAGGUAUUUAAUGUUUAAAUUCCCAUUGUUUUAUUUACAUUUUUCUUUGUCACUCUUACUUAUUGUUUUGCUGUACAAUGCUUCCCAUGCUUUAACUACAUAUAUCUGUGUGAGAAAGAAGACUCUGAAGUCGUGUAAUGUGUAGUUACUUGCUUGUUUCGGUUUAAAACACAAAGCUUAUUGUGUCCUUUAUUUAUUAAAAAAGAUCAUUCCCAGAGAAGCACUUUUUAAAAUGUUUUCAGUUGA
Esox lucius (northern pike) is the source of this 2216-nucleotide messenger RNA. RefSeq names its product LIM/homeobox protein Lhx6 (gene lhx6b). The record is from RefSeq and is a predicted model, not a curated record. The transcript has 7 exons. NCBI's taxonomy places the organism in Eukaryota, Metazoa, Chordata, Actinopteri, Esociformes, Esocidae. Gene Ontology annotation, molecular function: RNA polymerase II transcription regulatory region sequence-specific DNA binding; DNA-binding transcription factor activity, RNA polymerase II-specific. Bases 352 to 1581 code for a protein of 409 amino acids. Gene Ontology annotation, biological process: regulation of transcription by RNA polymerase II; forebrain neuron development; neuron differentiation. Gene Ontology annotation, cellular component: nucleus.